Molecule: messenger RNA, 388 nt
Organism: Cooperia oncophora
Lineage: Eukaryota; Metazoa; Nematoda; Chromadorea; Rhabditida; Trichostrongylidae
Source: the annotation of a GenBank genome assembly
AUGAUUGUCAACGCUGAUAUUACGAAAGGUUUUGGAGAGUUUGUGGCACUGCUUUGUGAAGAACUAAAGGCACUCUACAAGCUCGAAGAAGCUGUCCCACAUCUCGGCGAAAAUGACGACACCUUAGAGUUUCUUCUUGAGCUGAGCUCCUUUCUUGCUGAACUGGAAUGCCCUCAUGAGGAGAUAACGUGUGGAUCGCUCGAAGAGAGGCUGAGUACGACCGAGAAGAAAGCAUUGCUCUUGAAUUUUCUUCUCAAUGAAAUAAAGGCGGCUCGAUUGUUUGCCUGCGAUGCUCUUGCUCAACCCAUCUCGGCACGUGACAAGGAACUUACAUCAUACCUCACUUCCGCCGUCAAAUCAGCUGGUGUCCCGAAACCGAGCGAUAAAU